UCAAGUAGUAUAUUUCUGAAUCUAGCAAGUGGCCACAUUGAAAUAGACAAUUCAUUGACAAAUAUUUACAGCUAGAAGGAAAACAAUAAAUUGUAGUUUUUAAGUUUUAUAGACUCAGACUAAAGCAAUAAACAAAUCAACAAGAUGGGCAAGGGUUUCAACAACUACAUGUGUAAGAAAUUCUUCCACCCUGCGUCCAGAGACAACCUGAAGCGGGUAUGGAUGGCCGAGCAGCAAGCGGAGGCGUACAAAAAGAAGCAGGAGGAGCUGCGCACACAGUACGAAAAGGAACAGAAUCUGCACGAGAACAAGGCAAUGCUCAGCAAGGAUAGCAAGGACAAGUUGAGCGUCAAUUUUAUGUACGAACCGCCGCCAGGCGUUCGCAAGGAGCGUGAAAAGGACGACAACGAACCGGAGUACAAAUUCGAAUGGCAGCGCAAGUACAAUGCACCCCGUGAAUCCUAUUGCAAAGGCGACACGGAGAUCCGAGAUCAACCCUUUGGCAUCCAAGUGCGCAAUGUGCGUUGUCUUAAGUGCCACAAGUGGGGACAUAUCAACACGGACAAGGAGUGUACCAUGUACAGCAUAUCGAUGAGCGAGGCACGUAAACUACACUCGGAAUCAGAGGCCAACGAUAUUAUGUCGAAGAAUGUGCUCGAAGAGCAAAUGAAAGAGGACGGAUUGAUGAUGAAAAAGUCUGCUCAGGAACUGCAGAGUAUCAAAGACGUGCAGCAGCGGCAUCAGCUGGUGCCCAGCGAUGAGGAAGACGAGGAGGCAACACAUGCGGCCCGUCAACAGAAUCCUGAAUUGCUGUUUCUCAAGUCACUGAGUAAGAAGCAGAAACUGAAGCUGCUGAAGAAACUGGAGAAGAUUGAGCGCAUGAAACGCAAGGGCGAGAAAAAGUCCUCGAAACCAAAUAAAAAGAAGACCAAAAAGAGGGACAGUAAGGACGUCAAAAAGAAGAAAAGCAAAAGAUCUACAGAGAGCAGAAGCGAUACCUCCUCUUCUUCAUCAUCGUCCUCAUCUUCUGACUCCGAGAACGAAGCGUCCAAUCGUCAAAAAACCAAUCGAGAGAGAUCUCGCUCCCGCAGCCACCAGAGAGAAAAUCGUAUCAGCCGACGCAAUGACUCGAAGGCCGCUGAGGAUACCCACAAACGUAGCAGGGACAACCAUCGCAGCAAUGGACAUCGUGACAGAUCACGCAGUCAUCACAGAGAGGAGCGACGUUCCCGAGAAAGACGUCAGCGUUCCCGCAGUCCAGAUAAUCGUCGGGACCGAGAGCGUCGGGAGCGCGAUAGGCGCUAGUGUUAAGAAGCAUUUACAUUUUUAUAAUCAAACCGGUAAAAACCCGCCAAUAUAACAUUUUAAAGUUUUUAAAUUAAAUCUGACAAUAUUGUCUUUUAUCUGCA
Molecule: messenger RNA, 1409 nt
Organism: Drosophila sulfurigaster albostrigata
Lineage: Eukaryota; Metazoa; Arthropoda; Insecta; Diptera; Drosophilidae
Product: corepressor interacting with RBPJ 1
Exons: 2
Coding region: 145-1305 (386 amino acids)
Biological process (GO): negative regulation of DNA-templated transcription
Cellular component (GO): nucleus
Molecular function (GO): transcription corepressor activity
Source: RefSeq, a predicted model, not a curated record